AUGACUACUGCGUCCUGCUCGCAGAUGCGCCAGAACUACCACCGGGACUCACAGGCCACCAUCAACCGCCAGAUCAACCUGGAGCUCUGUGCCUCCUGUGUUUACCUGUCCAUGUCUUACUACUUUGACUGCGAUGAUGUGGCUUUGAAGAAAUUUGCCAAGUACUUUCUUCACCAGUCUCAUGAGGAGAGGGAACAUGCCGAGAACCUGAGGAAGCUGCAGAACCAAGGAGGUGGCCACAUCUUCCUUCGGGAUAUCCAGAAACCAGACCAUGAUGACUGGGAGAGCAGGCUGAAUGCCAUAGAGUGUGCAUUACAUUUGGAAAAAAAAUGUGAAUCAGUCACUACUGCACCUGCACAAACUGGCAACUGACAAAAAUGACCCUCAUUUCUGUGACUUAAUUGAGACACAUUACCUGAAUGAGCAGGUGAAAUCCAUCAAAGAAUUGGGUGACCACAUGA
Cebus imitator (Panamanian white-faced capuchin) is the source of this 461-nucleotide messenger RNA. RefSeq names its product ferritin heavy chain-like. Gene Ontology annotation, biological process: intracellular iron ion homeostasis; iron ion transport. Gene Ontology annotation, molecular function: ferric iron binding; ferrous iron binding. Gene Ontology annotation, cellular component: cytoplasm. Bases 1 to 372 code for a protein of 123 amino acids. The record is from RefSeq and is a predicted model, not a curated record. The transcript has a single exon. NCBI's taxonomy places the organism in Eukaryota, Metazoa, Chordata, Mammalia, Primates, Cebidae.